AUUAAAGUGACGCUUAGGAGCAGACUCGUGGCUGAGCCAGCUUCUUAUGAGCUAAUUUGAUCUCUUAAUUUCUCACAAAAUUACAAUACAGAUCUGUCCAUUCAUAGGACAUUAUGAUGAUCACUUGACUGACACUUAAACUCCUGCGUUGUUGAUGUGGCCAUGAAGUCCGUCAGAAACCUGUCUUGUCUCGCCUUCUGUCUGAGUAUACUGCUGGCAGUGUGUCUACUCGGCUCAGCUGCCUCUGACAGUAACAGUCUGUGGGGUAAGAAACUGAAGUUCAUAGGUCGUCCUUGUUUGUGGCAGCUACACCCAAACACUGCCGUACCAGCCCUUAAUGAGCUGACUGUAUGCAUACUUUUACGCCUUGAGCUUUUAACAGAAUGGACAGGUUUUGACUACAAAGCACCAGGGCAAAGAAGCAUAGAGCUGGGACUUCAGGGCAAAGGUCAAAAGGGAUCAGUAUGGCUGUUUGGAAGAAAAGUACCCUUGACAAAGGAACUCAAAUCAGACAAAUGGUACUCUGUUUGUGUCACCUGGUCUGGACGAGCUCAGAGGCUACGAGUCUACAUCGAUGGAGACAAGGAGCUUGAGGUUUCUGUGGCUCCCCUCUCGCCCCAACAUCUGGCCCCAAAUGGCACUCUCACUCUGGGGGUGUCUCAUUAUGUAUUAAACAGUGAGGUGCAGGAGGAGGAUGGGAAGGGUCUGUUUGGCGACAUUGGUCUGUUCAGGAUGUGGGCGAGAGAACGGAGCGCCGAGGAAAUUAAAGAAAAUAAUUGUUCUGAUGGAGAUGUGGUGAGCUGGGACUUGCGACAAUGGAAAUACAACUGCCCUCCAGAGCCGGACAGCCAUCUACACUGUGCAUGGUCACUGUACAAAAUCAAAAUGUGGACAUUCUUGGAUACCUCUCUGAAGGCUGGAAAAUGUCCUAUGUCGCUGGAGGAAGUCGCGAGAAACUGGCUGGAGAACAUUUUCCCUCCAAGGAUUUCUGUCCGUGAAGUCUUUGUGUCAUCUCCAAGCAGAAGCUGCCAUGGGGUUAAUAAUUUUUCAGCUCUGCAUGUGGAACGACCUCAGGCAUCAUUGGCAUCCUCCGCCUGUGAUAACUGUUUCAGCUGUGAAGUCUAUGUGAACGUGGAUCCUGCUGUUAAUGUGGACGUGGUUCAGGCAAACAUCACUGCUCUGCUGAGUGGGAACUACUCUUCUGACUUCCUCAACCUGACAGCUGACCCUUAUAGCAUCAGCGUCCUACCUGUAGAGUCUUUCCCUGAAGUGACAAAACCAACUCCGACUGUCAUCACUGAAUUACCUACAUCAGGCGAACCAACUCCGACUGUCAUCACUGAAUUAACUACAUCAGGUGAACCAACUCCGACUGUCAUCACUGAAUUAACUACAUCAGGUGAACCAACUCCGACUGUCACUGAAUUCAUCACUGAAUUAACUACAUCAGGUGAACCAACUCCGACUGUCAUCACUGAAUUAACUACAUCAGGUGAACCAACUCCGACUGUCACUGAAUUCAUCACUGAAUUAACUACAUCAGGUGAACCAACUCCGACUGUCAUCACUGAAUUAACUACAUCAGGUGAACCAACUCCGACUGUCACUGAAUUCAUCAAUGAAUUAACUACAUCAGGUGAACCAACUCCGACUGUCAUCACUGAAUUAACUACAUCAGGUGAACCAACUCCGACUGUCACUGAAUUAACUACAUCAGGUGAACCAACUCCGACUGCCAUCACUGAAUUAACUACAUCAGGUGAACCAACUCCGACUGCCAUCAAUGAAUUAACUACAUCAGGUGAACCAACUCCGACUGUCAUCACUGAAUUAACUACAUCAGGUGAACCAACUCCGACUGUCAUCACUGAAUUAACUACAUCAGGUGAACCAACUCCGACUGUCAUCAAUGAAUUAACUACAUCAGGUGAACCAACUCCGACUGUCAUCAAUGAAUUAACUACAUCAGGUGAACCAACUCCGACUGUCAUCACUGAAUUAACUACAUCAGGUGAACCAACUCCGACUGUCAUCAAUGAAUUAACUACAUCAGGUGAACCAACUCCGACUGUCAUCAAUGAAUUAACUACAUCAGGUGAACCAACUCCGACUGUCAUCACUGAAUUAACUACAUCAGGUGAACCAACUCCGACUGUCACUGAAUUAACUACAUCAGGUGAACCAACUCCGACUGUCAUCACUGAAUUAACUACAUCAGGUGAACCAACUCCGACUGUCAUCACUGAAUUAACUACAUCAGGUGAACCAACUCCGACUGUCAUCAAUGAAUUAACUACAUCAGGUGAACCAACUCCGACUGUCAUCACUGAAUUAACUACAUCAGGUCCAACUGAAAGCCUGCCAGCUCGACCUGGCAACAUGUCAACGACUAGAGAGCCUCUAGAUCUCAAUGAAACCAUCGUUGGGCCAGAUUUGUUCUUCAGAGUUGAUCUGAACUUGAAUAUUACAGGCAGUCCUACAAAUCCAAAGGGUGACAUAACGACAUGGGUGAAAAAUCAGCUGGAGGUGAAUAACAGUAUGAUUGUACUGAACCUCAUCAUAGAAGAGGUUAAUGGCAGGUACAUGGAGCAGUACAAUGGACACAUGAUUUUGAACGGCCAACAAACACAAUAUAACUGUACCUUCCAUGUUCAGGAAUUCAACAUGAACAGUGUGGAAAAUAAUAAAGCUCUAAUCCAUGCCGCACUGACGUCAAAGUAUGAAAAUGGAUCAUUUACUAUACAAACUAUUCACUUAGUGAUCAAGCAUAUAGUGCCAGAAAACUGCUUAGAGGAAACCACUUUCACAAUCUUUGGAGAAUAUAUUUGGCCUGAAGCAUUUCCAGAAGUUACCCAGGAAAUGGGAUGCAAGAAGCCAAAAUCAGAAAGAGCCUCCAGGCUUUGCAAGUUAGACAUUGAAACUGACCGGACCAGCUGGUCUGUUCCUGAUAUGACAAAUUGUAAACCAAUUGUAACCAUAUCAGACUUGGAAAAUAUCAAUGUCACUACUGGUAACGCGGAGCAGGUGGUGGACAUGAUUCAGGACCUUGUAAGUAAUCAGUUAGAAAACAAUACAGAGCUAUUUUCCGCUGAUCUGGAUACAGUUGUGGACAAGCUCGGUGAAGUGGUUGAUGCCAGUGUCGUCAUACCCGCUGUUGGUGCAGAUAUUGUCAAUAUUGUUGCUGAUAUCCUGCUUUCCAAAACUGACAUCACUCCUGUGGCUAGCAUUGUCCUAAAUCUAACAGAGAGAAUGGGUAACAAAAUGGAUUUCCAAGAUGAAUCUGUCAAUGUAACAGCACCUUCACUGGCCCUGUCCAUGGUCAAUGUAGACCCAGGUGACUUCAGAGGCCUCACCUUUGGUGUGUCCUGCACUUCUCCAAUCCUAAACCCAAAGAUUUUUGUCAACCAGAACUUUGUGAGUGAACCACUCCCUGACACAGAUGCGACUAUCGCUUUGCCCCCUGCCCUCCACGACCUUUUUCUUCCUGGAAAGGAUAAUAAAACUCGUAUCCAGUUUCAGUUCUAUGGCACAGAAAAACUUUUUCAGGAUCCAGACCUCAACAAUGGAGCACAGAGUAGCUUGGCAUUGAAUUCAUACAUAGUGUCUGCCAGCGUCAAUGGCAGCCAUGUACACAACUUAAAGGAUAAGGUGGUUGUGACCUUGAACCAUCAAAAACCCAAACAGCAAGAGUUUGAGGUACGGUGUGUGUUUUGGGAUUUCCAGAAAAAUGCCGGGCAGGGAGGUUGGAACAGCGGAGGUUGUGAGACUCAGAGUAUCUCUUCUAAUCAGACCAGCUGCCUGUGUGAUCACCUCACUCAUUUUGCUGUGCUGCUGGAUGUAUCCAGGAGGGAUCUCAGCGAUACUGACAGUCAGAUCCUGACAGUGAUUUCAUAUCUUGGUUGUGGUAUAUCAUCCAUCUUUUUGGGCAUCACUCUUCUCACCUACCUUGCUUUUGAAAAGCUGCGUCGAGACAACCCAUCUAAGAUACUCAUCAACCUGUCAGCUGCCCUGCUGGGGUUGAGCAUGCUCUUCCUUCUCAACUCCUGGCUGUCAUCUUUCUCCAACUACGGCCUGUGCAUUGCGACUGGUGCGUCGCUGCACUACUUCCUGCUGGCUUCUUUCACCUGGAUGGGCUUGGAGGCUGUGCACAUGUACCUCGCACUUGUCAAGGUCUUCAACAUCUACAUUCCUUCCUACAUCCUCAAGUUCUGUGCCGCAGGAUGGGGUAUUCCUCUGGUAAUAGUCAGCAUAGUGUUGGCCAUAGAUAAAGAUGCGUACGGAAAUGCUACACCUGAAGAGGCUAAAGUGGCGCUUCAGUUCACUGACCAAUUCUGCUGGCUGCAGAAUGACGUCUUCUUCUACGUGACGGUGGUGGCUUUUUUUCUUCUGAUCCUGUUGUGCAACAUCUUCGUAUUUAUCAAGGUUCUGGUUCAGAUCAGACAGAUGAGGUUCAAUAAGUCAUCAGCAAACAGCCGCACGUCUCUGCAGGACCUGAGGGCGGUGGCCAGUCUUACUGUCCUGUUGGGCCUGACCUGGUUAAUGGGCUUCUUUUCAUUUGGCCCAGGAAGAGUGGCCAUGCUGUACCUGUUCUGCAUCUUCAACACUUCACAGGGUUUCUUCAUUUUUUUGUUUCACUGUCUGAUGAAGGAGAAUGUGAGGACGCAGUGGAGAAUUCACUUGUGUUGUGGACGUUUCAGACCCAAUAAUUACUCAGACUGGAGCCGCUCUGCCACAGGUGGCACUGGUGGUCGCCCCAAAAAGAACAUUCUGGUUAACACUGUCUCAGUGGCUUCUGAUAACACCACCACCAGGAAGGUGACAGAUUCCUCGACAGGAUCAGCACCAAACCACCACCAGAGGGCGUGAGUGGGCCUCCGUGUAUGUCUUGUUUUAAAACGCUGCAUUGUUCAAAGAAGAAAUAAAAUCACUUGUUUUUUUCUAAUACAGUUCAUGCGAGGUUUGCUACCAACUGUCCCUGCAGCAGCUCUUAUAUGCUGUGGCACUGUGCUUGUAAUUUAAGUGUAUCUGCAAUUUCAAUGAUAAUAAAAGCAUUAUUGUUGAAACUU
Molecule: messenger RNA, 5066 nt
Organism: Labrus bergylta (ballan wrasse)
Lineage: Eukaryota; Metazoa; Chordata; Actinopteri; Labriformes; Labridae
Source: RefSeq, a predicted model, not a curated record